Molecule: messenger RNA, 2190 nt
Organism: Annulohypoxylon truncatum
Lineage: Eukaryota; Fungi; Ascomycota; Sordariomycetes; Xylariales; Hypoxylaceae
Product: serine hydroxymethyltransferase
Exons: 4
Coding region: 287-1738 (483 amino acids)
Biological process (GO): tetrahydrofolate interconversion; L-serine catabolic process; folic acid metabolic process
Cellular component (GO): cytoplasm
Molecular function (GO): zinc ion binding; serine binding; glycine hydroxymethyltransferase activity
Source: RefSeq, a predicted model, not a curated record
GCAUAAGCACAACCAGCAAGGACUAGGAAGGAACCAACAGCUCGUCAUCACCCCGCCGUUAGCAUCUGGGCCCUUUCUUACUUAAUACGAACCCCACCAAUCAACUAGAGUCGAAGAAAAAUUAUUAUUCUCUCCUUCCACUCUACCCUUCUCCAUCCUCCGCCUUUUCUCUUUUUCAAUAAAAAAGCUAAAAAGACCUGAAGUCCGCUGGUGAAAUUGUAGAGAGAUUCUUCUUCACAAUCUUUCCCACCUUGUAAUUUGAGCAAUACUCUUUCAUCCUCACACAAUGGCCGCCAACGGUACCUACGCUCUUUCUCAAGAGCACAAGGACUUGCUCGAGAGAUCUCUCGUCGAGUCUGACCCAGAGGUUGCGGAGAUCAUGAAAAAGGAAAUCCAGCGACAGCGAGAGUCCAUCAUUCUGAUCGCGUCUGAAAAUGUCACUUCGCGUGCCGUCUUCGAUGCCCUAGGCUCUCCCAUGUCCAACAAGUACUCCGAAGGUUACCCCGGCGCUCGAUACUACGGUGGAAACCAACACAUCGACGAGGUCGAGCUUCUUUGCCAGAAGCGUGCUCUCCAGACCUUCCACCUCGACCCGGAACAGUGGGGUGUCAACGUUCAGUGCCUCAGUGGUAGCCCGGCAAACUUGCAGGUCUACCAGGCCAUAAUGGCCCCUGGAGGUCGAUUGAUGGGCUUGGACCUCCCCCAUGGUGGCCAUCUGAGUCACGGAUAUCAGACUCCUUCCAGAAAGAUCUCGGCUGUCUCAACUUACUUUGAGACUAUGCCUUACCGAGUAGACCUCACCACUGGUAUCAUUGACUACGAUAGGCUCGAGGAGAAUGCCCAAUUGUUCCGUCCUAAGGUCCUUGUCGCCGGUACCUCCGCUUACUGCCGCGAGAUCGACUAUGCCCGCAUGAGGAAGAUUGCCGACUCCGUUGGCGCUUACCUUGUCGUUGACAUGGCUCACAUCUCUGGUCUGAUCGCCGCCGAGGUCAUCAAGUCUCCCUUCCCCCACGCCGACAUCGUCACUACCACUACUCACAAGUCUCUCCGUGGCCCUCGCGGCGCCAUGAUCUUCUUCCGAAAGGGUGUCCGCAGCACCGAUGCCAAGACUGGCAAGCAGACCUUCUACGACCUCGAGUCGGCCAUCAACUUCUCUGUCUUCCCUGGCCACCAGGGCGGUCCCCACAACCACACUAUCACUGCUCUCACCGUUGCUCUAAAGCAGGCUCAGUCUCCCGAAUUCAAGGCGUAUCAGCAGAAGGUUGUGUCCAACGCCAAGACUUUGGAGAAUAAGUUCAAGGCUCUCGGUUACAAGCUCGUCUCCGACGGAACUGACUCGCACAUGGUUCUUCUUGACUUGAGACCCCAGUCGGUGGAUGGUGCACGUAUUGAGGCUGUGCUUGAGCAGAUCAACAUUGCUUGCAACAAGAACGCUACCCCUGGCGACAAAUCCGCGCUUACUCCUUUUGGUAUUCGUAUCGGUACUCCUGCCAUGACCUCUCGUGGCUUCGGUGAGCAGGACUUCGAGCGUGUUGCUGGUUACAUCGAUGAGAGCAUCAGGAUUGCCAAGGAGCUCCAGGCUAGCCUCCCCAAGGAGGCCAACAAGCUCAAGGACUUCAGGGCUAGACUUGCUGCCGGUGAUGUUGCCAGAAUUAACGAGCUCAAGAAGGAAAUUUCUUCGUGGUCUCAGACCUUCCCUCUUCCCGUCGAGGGCUGGAGAGUGGAUGCUGGCAUUUAAAUUGCCACGUGUAUGAUUGAAUGACGAGGACGAAGAAGAGGGCGAGGAGGUGUAUUGUUCAACAUAUAGACAUGAAGGCGAAAGAGGGGCAACUCAACUUAUCUCUGGUUUGUGGACAUACGGCGGGCUUCAUUCUGGAAAAUGGGAUGACAAAAGUGGACAAUUGCAUGCAUUCAUCAGGCGUUGCAAAUAUCAUGAGCUCUGGAGUUUGGUAUAGCUCUCAGGGUCUGGGUCAUCCGCGGCACUGCUUCAACGCGGUAGAUUAUAGGGAAUUGAUAUCCAUUACAAUGAUUUAGUGUAAUUAAGGAAUUAGAGAGCACCAAUGAGGACUCUUAAUGAAAUCCGGGCUACAUAUUGCGGUUCUCCAUUGAACGUUUGAUGGACAGAGACUGGAGGUGACGAAAAUGAUACGCUAUCCCUAAUUACUCAACACGUCAUCCGUAAACGGUACA